AGUGAGCUACCCAUCUGCGGCCAAUCCACGUCGCUUCACGCACAACGCGCGAUAGACCAACACACUUUGAAGCCGUGGUGGUCCAGUCUCACCCCAGUCUCACCCACACUUGGCUCGCCAACGUUCAAGACCUAGCACCAACAAUGUCUUCCGAAGACACAGAAUGGAACGAUGCGCUGCGGGCGCAGGGCAUCAUAGAGCCGAAGGAGGCAGAGAUUACAGAAGAGCAAAUUGAAGAGAUGAUGGACAAAGUCAUUCGGAAUAAGUUUGGGGAGAAGGCCAUAGAAGACCGGACGCUGGAUGAGCUGGACGAGCUGGAGGACGAGGAGGACGACCGAAUUUUGGAAUCAUAUCGGCGGCAGCGUAUGGCGGAGAUGAACGAGGCAGCACGAAAAGAGAAAUACGGCAGUGUCAUCCAAAUUUCGAAGACAGACUACCAAGUCGAAGUCACCGAAGCGAGCAAAAACACCUGGGUCGUUCUCCACCUCUUCCAAAACCACGUGUCGGCCUGUAAGCUCGUCAACGGCAUUCUCGACCGGUUAGCCCAAAAGUACCGCGCAACAAAGUUCCUCAAAAUCGUAGCCGAUCAAUGUAUACCGAACUACCCGGACCGCAACACACCAACCCUGUUGAUCUACGGAGAAGGUGACCUGAAGCGGAACAUUGUGGGGAUAUCGCAAAUGGGUGGGGCAGCGACCACCGUGAACUUCAUGGAGAACAUGUUGAAGCAGAUAGGAGCCAUCGAGGACUCGGCGCUGACAGCUCAGAGGAGUGAAGGAGACAGCGACGAUGAGGGCAUGGGCGGAUCAGGAUUCAAUAUACGUCGGGCAACCAAACAGGAUGAGGAAAGUGACGACGACUGGGAUUGAAAUUCUUAUGUAUAUAUUUCACAUAGACCACGUAUUUGCACAAAUCGAUACACGUAACACUUUGCCGUUCAAGCAUUCCACCUACCAACCCGAUGCUUUUGAUACCGCUAGCCCCUCCAAAAUAGUUGAGAAGCGAGCCUCGAACUCCCCCCAAAAUGCCCAUUCACGAUGAGACCCGACCGAGAUAAUCUGCC
Molecule: messenger RNA, 1063 nt
Organism: Fimicolochytrium jonesii
Lineage: Eukaryota; Fungi; Chytridiomycota; Chytridiomycetes; Spizellomycetales; Powellomycetaceae
Product: thioredoxin-like protein
Exons: 3
Coding region: 144-869 (241 amino acids)
Biological process (GO): protein folding
Cellular component (GO): cytoplasm
Source: RefSeq, a predicted model, not a curated record